AUGGCUCAACCCAGUGCUGCCCCGACGGGCAAGUUUCAGGCCUUGACCAUCUUUGGCAUUCAGACCCCGGAGACGGCUGAAGUCAUCAAGGCUCGCCAGGAAACUCUCUACGGCAAGCAGGAGCUCUCUGCCAAGGAGUUGAAGAAGCUUGCCAAACUCGAAAAGUUCCUGGCCAAGCAGCAAAAGCAAAAGGCGGACGACAAAAAAGGCAAAUCCAAGCGCGAGGAGAAGCGCGAGCAGCGUCAAGCCAAGGAGACUGAAGCUAGCAAGGGCGACAAUUUCGUGUACAAGGCUCCCCCCAGCGGCCAGAAAAAGGAUGUGGCGGCGGGCAUGCCCAAGAGCUACCAGCCCACCAUUGUGGAAGACUCGUGGUACUCUUGGUGGCAACAGUCUGGCUUCUUGAAGCCCGAGUACAACGAGGAUUUCUCAAAGCUCCGCUGCAACAGCGAAGACAAGAACUUUACUCUCGUGAUUCCUCCCCCCAACGUCACGGGCACUCUUCAUCUGGGCCAUGCCCUGACCAAUGCCAUCGAGGACACUGUUGUGCGCUGGAACCGCCAACUGGGCAAGACCACGCUCUGGAACCCGGGAUGUGACCACGCCGGUAUUGCCACUCAGAGCGUUGUUGAGAAGCGCAUCUGGCGCGAAGAGAAGAAGACUCGCCAUGACCUUGGCCGUGAAAAGUUCCUCGAGCGUGUCUGGGAGUGGAAGGAGGCCAAGGGCAACCGCAUCUACGAGCAGCUCAAGGGCCUGGGCGCCUCCUGCGACUGGGAUCGUGAGGCUUUCACCAUGUCGGAUCGCUGCUGCCGUGCCGUGACCGAGGCCUUUGUGCGUAUGCAUGAGGAUGGCCUCAUCUUCCGCAGCGUGCGUCUGGUCAACUGGAGCUGCCGCCUCAACUCGGCCAUCUCGGAUAUCGAGGUGGACAAGAUUGAGCUCACGGGUCGCAAGAUGCUCUCCGUUCCUGGCUAUGACGAGAAGGUUGAGUUUGGUGUUAUCACGUCCUUUGCCUACCGUUUGGCCGAUGGCGACGGCGAGUUGGUGGUUGCCACCACGCGUCCCGAGACCAUGCUUGGUGAUGUGGCCGUGGCUGUGCACCCCAGUGAUGACCGCUACAAGCAUCUCGUUGGCAAGAAGCUUGUGCACCCUUUUAUUGCCGACCGCGAGAUGGUCAUUGUUGCCGACGACUUUGUGGACAUGGCUUUCGGAACCGGUGCCGUCAAGAUCACACCUGCCCACGACCAGAACGAUUACGAGUGUGGGCAACGUCACUCGCUGCCCAUGAUCACUGUUGUGACCAAGGAUGGCCUCAUUGCUGAGGGCUGCGGUGACUUUUCCGGCAUGAAGCGAUUUGACGCACGCAAGGUGGUGCUGCAGCGCCUCGAAGAGAUGGGUCUCUACCGUGGCGUGGCAGAAAACCCCAUGGUCGUGCCCAAGUGCAGUCGCUCAGGCGACAUUAUUGAGCCCCUGCUUGUGCCGCAGUGGUUCUGCGAUUGCAAGACCAUGGCCGAGCGCAGCGUGGCUGCCGUUCGCAAUGGCGAGCUCAAGCUGAUCCCGGACGCCCAUGAGAAAACCUGGUUCAACUGGCUUGAAAACUCGCGGGAUUGGUGCAUUUCGCGUCAGCUGUGGUGGGGCCACCGCAUCCCAGCGUACUUUGUGUCUGGCAAGGGCAUUCCCGAGGCUGAUGGUACCAACAACGAGUUCUGGGUCUCGGCGCACUCAGAAGAAGAUGCUCGCAAAAAGGCUGCUGCACGCUUUGGUGUUCCCGAGGCUGAUGUGAAGCUGCGCCAGGAUGAGGAUGUCCUUGAUACUUGGUUCAGCUCGGGCAUUUUUCCCAUUUCCAUCUUCAACUGGCCCGAUGUUGACCACGCCGAGUUCCAAAAAUUCUACCCGGGUCAUCUUUUGGAGACUG
Molecule: messenger RNA, 1909 nt
Organism: Monosiga brevicollis MX1
Lineage: Eukaryota; Choanoflagellata; Craspedida; Salpingoecidae
Exons: 15
Biological process (GO): valyl-tRNA aminoacylation
Cellular component (GO): cytosol
Molecular function (GO): valine-tRNA ligase activity; aminoacyl-tRNA deacylase activity; ATP binding
Source: RefSeq, a predicted model, not a curated record